Molecule: messenger RNA, 2550 nt
Organism: Abrus precatorius (Indian licorice)
Lineage: Eukaryota; Viridiplantae; Streptophyta; Magnoliopsida; Fabales; Fabaceae
Exons: 10
Coding region: 31-2208 (725 amino acids)
Biological process (GO): regulation of photosynthesis, light reaction
Source: RefSeq, a predicted model, not a curated record
AACACACUCGUUUGUUUUGUCUCAUGAGACAUGAUCACUUCCUCUUCCUCCUCCACCACCAACCUUGGACCUCACUCUCUUCACUUCGUCUCCAAACCAGCCACACACACAAACGCAAGGUUUCUCUCUCUCAGUCUCAGAGUCCAAUUUUGGGGCACUGCACUUUCCUCAACCACAAGGACCCCUUUGAGACCCACAUGCCAAUUCAACUGUUACAACGCCAAAGAUGGAAACUUUGGGCAAAAAGAGGAGGAGGGUGAGCGUGAGGUGCAUUGUGAGGUUCAAGUUAUAUCUUGGAGGGAACGCAGAGUCAACGCUGAAAUCACAGUCAAUGCUGACACUGAAUCCGUUUGGAAUGCUCUCACUGAUUAUGAGCAUCUCGCUGAUUUCAUCCCGAAUCUUGUGUGGAGUGGGCGAAUUCCUUGUCCAUACCCUGGAAGGAUUUGGUUAGAGCAAAGGGGAUUCCAAAGGGCAAUGUAUUGGCACAUAGAAGCCCGUGUUGUUUUGGAUCUUCAAGAAGUCAUCAAUUCAGUAUGGGAUCGAGAACUUCACUUUUCCAUGGUUGAUGGAGACUUUAAGAAGUUUGAUGGCAAAUGGUCCGUAAAAUCUGGAACAAGGUCAUCAACAGCUAUUUUAUCUUAUGAAGUUAACGUGAUACCAAGAUUCAAUUUCCCAGCUAUUUUCUUGGAAAGGAUUAUCAGAUCUGAUCUUCCUGUGAAUCUUCGAGCUUUGGCUUACAGAGCUGAAAGGAAUUUUAUGGGCUAUCAGAAACUUCCACUGCCAGAAAAUCACUUGCACAAAACUUCUGUGGCUACUAACGGUUCAUCUGUCAAAAAGAUAAAUGGUGUUUCGUGUCAAAGUGAUAAGUUGCCUCCUGUAGAGAGCCAAAAAGAAAUUGCCAGUUCAGUUUCUGGUUCCUUGCCCACAUUUUCCAGUGAGGUGAGCAGCAACUGGGGUGUAUUUGGAAAAGUUUGCAGGCUUGACAAACCUUGCAUGGUGGAUGAAGUUCAUCUCCGCAGAUUUGAUGGACUUUUGGAAAAUGGAGGUGUUCAUCGCUGUGUUGUUGCAAGCAUAACAGUUAAAGCUCCUGUUCGUGUAGUAUGGAAUAUUCUCACUGCCUAUGAGACUCUUCCUGAUAUAGUUCCAAAUUUAGCAAUCAGUAAGAUUUUAUCACGAGAUAACAAUAAAGUCCGCAUUCUUCAGGAAGGGUGUAAAGGCCUUCUUUAUAUGGUGCUUCAUGCUCGUGUGGUGUUAGACUUGUGUGAAUAUUUAGAACGGGAGAUCAGUUUUGAGCAGGUUGAAGGGGACUUCGAUUCGUUCCAGGGAAAAUGGAUUUUUGAGCAACUAGGAAAUCAUCACACACUGUUAAAAUACUCUGUGGAGUCCAAAAUGCGCAAAGAUACUUUCCUUUCUGAAGCCAUCAUGGAGGAGGUCAUUUAUGAAGAUCUACCAUCAAACUUGUCUGCAAUAAGAGACUAUAUUGAGAACAGAAUUGCAUCAAAAUCUUCUGAAGUUUGCGAGCAAAAUACAAAUUCAGGGCAACAUGUUUCAUCUGGCUUUCAAAAAGAUGACAACCUAGGUUCAGCUGAGGAAGUUUCCAAUUGUAAUGUUCAGUGUUCAUCUCAACAAAGGCCUAAAGUUCCAGGCUUACAGAGGGAUAUUGAAGUACUAAAAUCUGAACUCUUGAAAUUCAUUGCGGAAUAUGGACAGGAAGGAUUUAUGCCAAUGAGGAAGCAACUUCGUUUGCAUGGAAGAGUGGAUAUAGAGAAGGCUAUAACUCGCAUGGGAGGAUUCAGAAAGAUUGCAACCAUAUUGAACCUUUCUCUGGCUUACAAACACCGCAAACCAAAAGGUUACUGGGACAAUCUUGAAAAUUUGCAGGAGGAGAUAAGUCGAUUUCAAAGGAGCUGGGGAAUAGACCCUUCAUUUAUGCCCAGUAGAAAGUCAUUCGAGCGUGCAGGGCGCUAUGACAUCGCGCGUGCACUGGAAAAGUGGGGUGGACUACAUGAGGUUUCUCGGCUUCUGUCCCUCAAGGUAAGACAACGAAACAGACAGGACAACCUUGCUAAGGAUGAAGGGAGUGAUCAUACAGUGUCACCUGAUGUAGAUAGUGAGAUUCAGACAGCAUCUAAACCAUGUCCUAUUUCUCAAGACACACAAAAGUGGCUUAAAAAACUAAAACAGUUGGACAUAAAUUGGUUUGAGUAACAGAAAAUGGUUAGAAGGGUGUUGGUUUGAGUAUACCCAUGAUGCGUUUGGAUUUACCUCGAGUUUUUCUUGGUUUCUUUCACAUGCUUUUGGUUUCAUCUGAUGAAACAUUAUUGCAUUUCGACAUGCCUGGUUUGGGGAGGAGAAAGGUGACAUUGUGAACCAUUAUAUUUCCAACAUCAACAUCAUAUCUCACACUUAAGAUUUUGGUCAAUGACAAUUCAACUACACGCACAUCUAUUCUAUCCUUCUUGUGAAACGUUUUCAACACAAUCUUUAAUAAUCAAGUUACGAGACAACAACUUGAUAUCAAUCGGACGAUAUUAUACUAAAGCUCAAACU